Messenger RNA from Clonostachys byssicola, 1005 nucleotides. The record is from the annotation of a GenBank genome assembly. Lineage: Eukaryota; Fungi; Ascomycota; Sordariomycetes; Hypocreales; Bionectriaceae.
CUAUUUCUCUACCCGGUCAAAUCUUUACUUCCGGUUGAGGUCAGUUACGCAGAACUGACCUCGGAAGGACUCCGGUUUGAUCGUCAGUACAUCUUGGUAAAGACGCCGCCUCAGCCGGCUGCAUCGGAUGCGUCCGAGAGCGAACCCAGGUUAGCUGAGCAUCUGGCCAUCAAACGGAUUUUCCUACUAGCUUUGUUCCAACCUUCCAUCCAUGAUGGCUGGUCAAAGCUUACCAUUCGACACACAUUAGCUCGGCCUGAAUCCUCCAUCACACUCCCACUCACACCGUCACCCGCACUUUGCGCGAACGCCUCCAAGUUUAAAGUGAGCAUAUUUGGGACCUCCGCUAUAGCUAUUGAUAUGGGCGAGAUGCCCGCGUCCUUCUUCCGCAAACACCUUGGCAUGGAUGUGCGCCUCUGUUUUAUUGGUGGGAACGGCAAACGUAUGUUGCCUGGUGUCGCUUUUGGAUCUAGGAUAGCCACUGCAAAUAUUCUGCCACCUGGUUCCCCGUUACUUGAUGAAAGAGUGCAAGCUCAGAGGACUCGUUUUGCCGAUGCCGCACCGUAUCUCAUUACCUCUUCAGCAUCCGAAGAAGAUGUAAGGUCUCGUCUUCCGGUCGAGAAUCAGGCCGAGGAUGUGAUAAUUCGAUUGCGGCCCAACAUUCAUAUCGGUGUCGAUGACUCCACACCUCCGUAUGAUGAAGAUGACUGGGACACAAUUCUCGUUUACGAUGGUGAUCCAAAGGCAAGAGAGGCUCAACCGAAGGCGACUAUCGUAUGCAUUUUUCGGACGGCCCGGUGCCUCAGCCUCAAUGCUGACCUUAAAACUGGAAUGGUGGCACCAAGACAACGGCAAUUGUAUGGACUUUUGGCCAAAGAUCGUCGAGUAAAUCCUUUGUAUCCACACAAGCCAGUUUUUGGCCAAUAUGCCUACAGUACCUCAGUUGGACAAACUCUGCGAGUUGGAGAUGCAGUUAGAGUCAACCGCAGAAAUGGCUCAACUUGA